Messenger RNA from Penicillium hordei, 2157 nucleotides. RefSeq lists its product as uncharacterized. Lineage: Eukaryota; Fungi; Ascomycota; Eurotiomycetes; Eurotiales; Aspergillaceae. The record is from RefSeq and is a predicted model, not a curated record. The transcript is spliced from 5 exons. Bases 1 to 2157 code for a protein of 718 amino acids.
AUGCUUUCCUCUCUGAAGCCCCAUUUCUCUAAUCAGCGCCAUAACUCUCACUCAUCCUCCAUGUCGGAACCACACGCGGCACGACCCAGAAGAUACAAGGCCGUGAUUUUUGAUAUCGGCGAUGUACUCUUCAGCUGGUGCCCACCCACUACCACCAGCGUGCCCCCAUCCACCAUCAAAGCUAUGAUCUCCCACCCGACCUGGUUCUCGUUUGAGCGCGGAGAAAUAUCCAUCUCGGACUGCUACGCGCAGCUCAUGCAGGCGUUCUCUACUGUCUCGGUUCGAGAUGUAUCGGAUGUAUUUGACGAAGCUCGAAAGUCCCUAAAAAACGACCCGAUCCUGACGCAGCUGCUGCAUGAUAUCAAAAAAACUGCUUCAAAGUAUAUGGAUCAUGAUAAUAAUGACCUGAGACUAUACGUCAUGUCCAACAUGUCCAGGGAAGACUUCGCCUAUCUACGUCAAUUAGAUUAUUUUCCGUGGGAUUUAUUUGAUGGCUCCUUUGUCUCUGCACAUGUCGGGAUGCGAAAGCCGGAAUUGCAGUUUUUCGAACAUGUGCUAAGGGAGAUUGGGAUGACAGAAAAUCCAGACAGGGUGCUUUUCAUUGAUGAUAAGAUGGAGAAUAUACAGGCAGCGGAGAUGGUUGGUAUGCAUGGAGUGCAAUUCAGAUCAGGCGACGAGACAGCCGCCGUUGUGAGGGGGUUUAUUAUACGCAAUAUGCUAUCCACGGCUGUUAAUUCAAACCCGAAGAUUCAAACCAUUGUCAUCCAAGUUGAGGGGAUACUGGUAAACAUACCUCACUUGGCCAAUACGGCUUUCUGCAUUCCCCCCCUUAAACGGCUCCAGUCAACUUCCACUUGGAUGCGCUAUGAGUGCAAUGAGAUAAAAGAGCAGCAAUGCUAUGAGGCGCUCGGCAAGCAGUUUGAUUUUGAUGCUUCUGAGCUGGAAGAUGCUGUCUCCGCUCUCAGGGAUGUGAUCGACUAUGACAAAAACCUGGUUUCCAAAAUCCGUCAGCUGAAAAGGGAAACGGGAGGUCUUUUAAACAUGAUAGCCAUAUGGAAUGUUGCAAAGCCGGACUAUGAUGCCAUUCGCAAGCGAUGGGGAAGCGACUUCCUGGAGGGCUUUGAUGAUAUCUUCACUUCGUUCGCAGCUGGGGCACGAAUGCCUCAUAUUGGAUUCUACCAUCAAUUUUUGACCUCCACCAAGACAGAACCCCAAAAUUCGGUGUUUAUCGGAAGCGAUAUUCGAAAUGUUGUCGCGGCCCGUUCGUUGGGUAUGCGUGGAAUCGUGUUCAAUGGUUCCCAGGAACUACCUCGCACUUUGUUGAACGUUAUCAGUGACCCGCGCAACGCCAAAAAGCUGCAACCUUCCACGGAUUGCGGUACGCCUAUUCUGGAAAAUUAUGUGCAGCUUUUGAUCUUAGAAGUCACAGGCGAUGAGAAAUUUCCAUCGUGUAACUCAUACAUAUUAAAAACAUUGUCUUCUAACACGGUGAAAAAUGACAUAGAGCAGCCGACCUUUACCAAGAUGAACCCUCCAAAUGACUUGGAUACUACAUCACUAGCGCUGCAAUUGGUACCACAAGAAGAUACAAUUGUGCAUUUGUUACUUGAUAAAAUGCUUGAAUAUCUCAGCCCCGAUGGCAUCAUCCAGGUAUACUUCGAUCAUGAAAGACCACGGGUAGAUCCAGUCGCCUGCGUGAACAUUUUUCUCACCUUUCAUACCCAUCGACGUGGGCACGAGCUCCAGAAAACCGUCGACUGGAUUUACCAGAUUCUUUUGUAUAGAGCGUACAUUGACGGGACGUAUUACUAUCAGACAGCGGAAUGGUUUCUGUUUUAUAUAUCUCGGCUUCUUAAGCAGACCCAUGACGCAAAUUUGGAGAAGAAAUUUGCCCCCCUUCUUCGAGAACGAAUCCAGGAGCGUAUUGGGGCCCCCGGAGACAGCCUCGUUCUCGGAAUGAGAUUGAGCGUGUGUCAAGCUAUGGGAGUUUCCAACUACCAAGACAUGAAAACCUUGACUGAAAUGCAGUGUGAAGAUGGUGGAUGGGAGCCGGGUUACCUUUAUUCUAUCCCUAUUGUAGGAAAAAGGAUUUUCGAUCGUGGUUUCACUACGGCACUCGCUCUUAAGGUUAUUAAGGAAAACCGUCUCGAUUACUAG